Paramisgurnus dabryanus is the source of this 729-nucleotide messenger RNA. Its product is annotated as bolA-like protein 2. Gene Ontology annotation, biological process: intracellular iron ion homeostasis; protein maturation. Gene Ontology annotation, molecular function: 2 iron, 2 sulfur cluster binding. Lineage: Eukaryota; Metazoa; Chordata; Actinopteri; Cypriniformes; Cobitidae. The record is from RefSeq and is a predicted model, not a curated record. Gene Ontology annotation, cellular component: cytosol; nucleus.
CCGCCCUCUUUAAAGCAUACCGGUAGUUAACAGAUAAUUAAGACUCUUCUGUGAUAAGAAAUAUUCACCCCAGUGUUUAUUAAAAAAGUCUUCGUCCCAAUAAAGUGUACUUUACCUCGGGAGCUAUGUCAGUCACCCAAGAUCUGAUCCGUGACAAACUCAUAGCGGAGAUUGGUGCGAUACACGUGGAUGUAGAAGACACGUCACCUAACAGAUGUGCUGCUAGUUUUAAAGUUCUUGUUGUAUCACCUCAGUUUGAAGGAAAACCUUUGUUGCAGAGGCACAGGAUGGUGAAUAAUUGCCUUGCUGAGGAGUUGAAAGAGAUCCAUGCGUUUGAGCAGAAAACGUUGACACCAGAGCAGUGGGAGAAACAGAAAGCACAGUGAUACACAUACUUAAGUGACUUAAUCCCCUAUUAGUAGGUUAAUACACUAGUCAACAUUUGAAGUGGAUCAAUCAAAAGUUGUCUUAAGACAAGAAGGGGUAUUGUGUAAAAUUUUAAGACAACUUUUAUGAAAGGUUUUUAUACACUUCAAAUGUUGACUAGUGUAUUUCCAAAUUCUACCAAUGUAAGGAAAAUUAAAUGUUUUGUAUUUAUGAAUUUUAUUGUCACUUGAUGAAAAAAUCUCAUGCAAAUUAUAGGUAAUGUAACUGUUGUAAUACAUUGUGUACUCCAUAAUGUACCUUUGAAAUCAUGACAAUAAAGAAACUUUCUGGGCACAGUGAAAA